Messenger RNA from Schistosoma spindalis, 3364 nucleotides. The record is from the annotation of a GenBank genome assembly. NCBI's taxonomy places the organism in Eukaryota, Metazoa, Platyhelminthes, Trematoda, Strigeidida, Schistosomatidae.
GUGCGUUACUGUAUUUUUGCUUGUUCAUAGACGCUCAUUUAAUCUAGUGCUCCAAGUUAUUUCUUUCCACUUCAAGUUACUGAAUAUUGUCUCCAGAAAAUGUCCUUCGACUUUCUUGACACCAAACAGUUUGGGCUCCGCACACACUUGUACCAUAUAAUCUACUUUUUUUCCGAAAUACUCUUGACAUUCGCCAACUUUAUAAAGUCUUCGAUAUGAAUCAGACAAUUGAAUAAUAUGUAAGGUUCGACCUAUAGGUCAGUGUUAAUACUCGACACGUACGAUUAUCUUUGAUUGAAUUCUCGAAAAAAAAACAUAAGUAAGCAGUUCAUGAUGGGUUUGUGGAUAUAUAUGGUGGUUAAGAAUGUUCACUGUAUCAAACAAUAGGUUAUUUCAUGCUUACUUUUUUUGUGGCUACUUCUCAUUGCGCCAGAUCCAAGUAGGGAUGUGAAUCUAUGUACAAAAAAUUUCCGUCACUCACAAAAACGUUGAAGCACGGACAACCCAAUCAAACGCAUCCACAUUGCCAUUGAGGAUCUUAACUUUCAUCAAUAUGAUUCUGAAAUGAAGUGACAAUCAGUGGUUGUGGUAGUGUUCUUAUACUAUUUUGGGGAAUUCCCCAGGUCUGGGGAAAUUUCGGGGUUUUUGUGCCAUUUCCCCAAAACAGGUAAAAAUUUUCCCCAAAAUUGGGAGCUCGGGUAGUUUUGAGAAAUAUGUGGCUUAUGCACGUACAAUAGAUCAAUAAUGCUCAAGAUUUACUUCUGAGCCUAUGAGUGGCUCGAUGAAAAAGUCUGCGAGGUUGAUGUAAGAUUUAAGUUUCAUCAAUACAUUAUCACUAAUGGAAUAUGGGCCAAACAUUUUACAUAGAAGGAAACAAACCACUUCGAUCGCUAAAACCGAAAUAAAUGGUAUUUUAUUUUUAGACCACCUUGUUUGAAUUCUACCUACAUUUGAUUGUGAUUACUUGUCAACUACGUAUAUAUUUCCUUAUACAUCCUACAAAUUGGUUUCCCCAAUCCACAUCCAUUAUUUUUCGACUAAUUUAAUUGUCGCUUUUCACUUGAUCCUGACUAACCCUAAACUACCUUUUAUGUUUUCAGAUACCCCAGAUGAUUUAAUAUCCAAGAUCAGUCUUACGCCUUCCUAUCGGGUUUUUUAGAAGAUUUAACAUUGAAAGAAGACUCAUCAGCAGUCUGAACUCGUACGUGAACGAGUUUUUCGAGAGCUAAUUACUAGUAUUAAAUGUUUUAGUAAAAUUCGGAGCCAAAAUAUGGCGUUCACUAUAUAAUUAAAAAGGUACUAUUGUAGAUAGAGGGGAAAAUGAAGUGCAGUUAAAAAUAUAACCAGACAACUUCAGUUAGUAAGACUACCCCUUCUGUAACAAAUAUAAAGAAGGACUACAACGGGAUCGCCAUUGACUUAUUCUGAGCCAUGUCGGACAAUGACUCAAGUUGCACAAUGUUCAGAACCCCAACCACUUGUCGGAUUUGCAUUGAAAAUACAACAUGGUGGAUGCGGAAUUCAAACGAAAACUAAAUGAAAUUCGUGAGAAAGUAGAAGAUCUUUUUGAUUUUGAAGGAUGUAAAGUUGGUCGUGGAACAUAUGGAAGUGUUUAUAAAGCUAAACUUAAAGAUGGUACAGACAGUAGAGAUUAUGCGUUAAAACAAAUAGAAGGCACUGGUUUAUCUAUGUCUGCGUGCCGAGAAAUAGCUCUUCUUCGUGAGUUAAAGCAUCCAAAUGUAAUUACUCUACAACGAGUUUUUCUGAAUCAUACAACUAGGCGAGUAUGGUUGCUGUUCGACUUUGCAGAACACGAUCUCUGGCAUAUUAUAAAAUUUCAUAGAACAACUAAAGCAAAUAAAAGUACAGUUCAAGUCUAUGGCAAUAUGGUCAAAAGUUUAAUGUAUCAAAUAUUAAAUGGAAUCCAUUAUUUACAUGACAAUUGGAUUUUACAUCGAGAUUUGAAACCUGCAAAUAUCUUAGUUAUGGGUGAAGGUCCUGAUCGAGGUCGAGUUAAAAUAGGUGAUUUAGGUUUUGCUCGUCUAUUUUAUCAACCACUGAAGCCAUUAGCUGAUUUGGAUCCAGUUGUCGUAACAUUUUGGUAUCGUGCACCAGAAUUGCUGCUAGGAGCUAGACAUUAUACGAAAGCUAUUGAUAUAUGGGCUAUUGGAUGUAUUUUUGCAGAAUUACUCACAUAUGAACCUAUAUUUCAUUGUCGUCAAGAAGAUAUUAAAACAAGUACACCAUAUCACAAAGAACAACUGGAACGUAUUUUUCGUGUAAUGGGAUAUCCACCAGAUGAUGCUUGGGUUGAUAUGAAAAAAAUGCCAGACUAUCAUCAAUUAUUACGUGAUUCCAUAAGUAAAAAAACCUAUGGUAAAUAUUCACUGGAAGGUUAUUUUGAAGAGAAAAAAUUUAAAGUGGAUGAAAGAGAAUUAGCUUUGCUCAGACGUUUGUUAACUAUGGAUCCUGUUAAACGUUUAUCUGCUGCUGAGGCUAUGGAAGAUUCCUACUUCAAAGAAGGUGAAAAACCAAAUAAUGAUGUUUUUGGAAAUUUACCUAUACCUUAUCCUAAACGAGAAUUUAUCUCCGAUGAUGAUUCUGAUGAUAAACAAACUGGUGCAGAUAAGAAUGUCACACAAACUGGACAACAACAAAACGCUACUGGAGGAAGACAAACUACAGCACAUCCGACUGGUGGCAGUGGAAUGCAUACUACACAUCCUCAUCAACCUCAGCAACAAUCUCAACAACAACAGCGUGGAAAUAAUGCUCCUCAACCUCAGUUACCAUUGCCUCAACAACAACAGAGAACAAAUGGACAACCACCACCACUGAAUACACAGCAACAGCAACAACACAUGAACUCUGGUCAAUCUAAUCCCCAUACAAGACAAUUAAUUCAUCAACAGAAUAAUAAUGAUGACAUACCAUCUAAUAAGCGUAUUCGGUUAUCCCAGGGGAAUAAUGACACAUCGAUUGCACCACCGCCAUUACCAUCCUCCUCGACGACAUCAUCAUCUACAACAGUUAAUAGUAGUGGGAUCUUACAUACAAACACAAAUAAACCCAGUAUAACAGGACAGUCUCAGCAGUUAUCUAAUACCGCUACUACUACUACCACUUCAGGUUAUGUGAAUCUGCAACAACAACAACCAAUGAGAAAUCUUCCACCUGGUCAUAUGGGGCAUCCGGGAACUUCUUAUCCACGCUAUCACCACUAGCAAUCACAAUUCUUCAUGGAUUACUUUUUUGUAUAUAUUAUUAUUGCCUCAAUAUUCUCAUGGUUCUGUGGCCAAUGUUUUUUGUUUUUCGACACAUUUUUGUACAAUGAUUGUAGUAAAAAUAUACAAGUGUCCUGGUA